This is a messenger RNA of Diabrotica balteata, 3747 nucleotides long. The record is from the annotation of a GenBank genome assembly. NCBI's taxonomy places the organism in Eukaryota, Metazoa, Arthropoda, Insecta, Coleoptera, Chrysomelidae.
CAAUGCUAGUAAUAUUUAACAAAAACAAACAUUUCGAUGGUUUUAAAUAAUAUACUUUACUUUAUUUUCAGUUUUGAACGUGGCAGCUGGUAAAGCUCCAAUGCAGGUCAGCACAGAAUCUGGAGGAAUACCACAGAAAGCCAUAGACGGAAGUACGAGCGCAUUUUUUAGUAGCGAAAGUUGUACCCUAACGAAACCUGAACGUUCACCUUGGUGGUACGUUAAUUUAUUGGAACCGUAUAUGGUACAAUUGGUUCGACUUGAUUUUGGAAAACCAUGUUGUGGAAACAAGAAACCAGCUACUAUAAUUGUCAGGGUAGGGAACAACAGACCAGACUUAGGAACAAAUCCAAUCUGCAAUAGAUUUACCGGAUUUGUGGAAGAGGGCCAACCGUUAUUCCUUCCUUGCAAUCCACCAAUGCCUGGAGCAUUUGUUAGUGUUCAUCUGGAAGCUCCCACUCCAAGUCAGCUCUCAAUUUGUGAAGCAUUUGUUUACACCGAUCAGGCGUUACCAAUAGAACGCUGUCCACAAUUUCGGGAUCAACCUCCAGGUAGUACAGCCACAUACAACGGAAAAUGCUACAUAUUUUACAAUAGACAGCCUCUUCAUUUCCGAGACGCCCUUUCCUUUUGUCGGUCUAGAGGAGGCACGUUAGUAGACGAAAGCAAUCCUGCCCUUCAGGGAUUUAUUAGCUGGGAACUUUGGAGAAGGCACAGAAGUGAUGCUAGCGGACAGUAUUGGAUGGGAGCUUUAAGGGAUGCUGAUACUCGUGGUUGGAAAUGGUUGACCGGAGAAGACGUUACUGUAUCAUUUUGGAAUUUACCAGUUGGUAAUGGCGAAUGUUCAAGAUAUGAUGGUACUAAGGGGUGGCUAUGGUCUGAUACCGAUUGUGGAAUGAGACUUAAUUAUAUUUGUCAACAUCAACCUAAAGCUUGUGGGCGUCCUGAACAACCACCGAAUUCUACAAUGGUCGCACCAAAUUUCAACGUAGGUUCAACAAUCGAGUACACUUGCGAUGAUGGUCAUCUUCUUGUUGGUCCAACCAGUCGAGUUUGUUUAGAAACUGGAUUUUAUAACGAAUUUCCACCAGUUUGUAAAAGAAUUCAAUGUGGUUACCCAGCGGAUAUUGCCAACGGAGAAUACAAUUUGGUAAAUGACAGCGUUGGAUAUUUAUCCAGAGUAAUCUACUCGUGCGAUGAAGGAUACGAAAUGAUCGGACGUGCUCAAUUGGCGUGCGAUAUCGACGAAAGAUGGAAUGGCCCUCCGCCACGAUGUGAAGCAUUGCAAUGUGAGCCACCAGUAGAAAUUGCUAAUGGGGUGGUUGAUAUCUCCAACGGAACGUCUUAUGGCUCCAGUAUUCAAUACAGUUGCAAUAUUGGAUUUAUCAUGGAAGGACAAUCAAUUUUAACGUGUUUGGCCAACGGACAGUACGAUCAAACUCCUCCUGCCUGUCAAAUGCCAACAACUACAACGCUUCAACUCCCAGAACCGACGAAAACAUCGAAACGUCCAUCUUCAGUAACAAGCACAGUUGCAACGUCAACUAGACCUAGAACCAGAGCAACACGCCCACCUCCAACUACCAUUCGAGGUGUUGAGUUAACUAAAGGAACCAACAGGACAAGAAGACCUUAUACCAGGCCAACUACGGAAUCCACAACGAAAAUGUCGUCAUCAAUACCUCCGUCCAUAAUAGUAGCUGGCCAUCCGCAAGAUAACGAAAUAGCCGGCAGUUCAAAUAUUCAACAUGCAGAAACUCCGAAUGUUAAUGUUCCAUUAUCCAUUGAUGGUGAAAGAAAAGAGCCAUUCGGAGCCAAAUUGAAUUUGGGAGCCAUUAUUGCGUUAGGAGCAUUCGGAGGAUUUAUAUUUUUAGCGGCAAUUAUUACAACAAUAGUUAUUUUAGUAAGAAGAAACCAAAGUGCCAAACAUUACCGUCAUCGAGCCUCCCCUGACUGUAACACUGUAGCCUCCUUUGAUUCUUCCAGCUCGGAAUCUCGUAAUGGAGGUCUCAACCGUUAUUACCGUCAAGCCUGGGAAAAUCUUCAUGAGUCUGCUGGCUCCAAAGCUGGUUUGCGCGUAGCCAACGCCUCGAAUCACUCCCCACUACGUAGAAAGGAAACCCUUGAUGAACCUUAUCGGACUGAGCGACAUCGAGACGGAUCCGAAAUGGUUGUAUCUGACGUGUAUAGUGCUAAAGGUGCAGAAAAAAAGCGGCAUCACCAUCAUCAUCACCACCACGAAGGUAGACCUCACAAAGAGGGAAGGGAAUGGCGUGAUUCGCGACCUCCUGCUCACAGAGAGCAUAAGAGAUAUUGACAACCUUGUAUGGUAAUUACAGUACAAUACGAAGAGUAACUUUUUAUCGUUUUGAACUGCUUCGUAGUGAAGUGUUGUGAACUCGAUGUGACUGUUAUGAUUUCAGUGACGUAAAAAAAUAAAGUGUAAUUCAUCCUAGACUGUUGCAAAUAUAUUACUGAAGUACUUCUUUAAAAGAUACUUAUAGUAUUAUUUAGGAGUAUAUAAAUAAAGUAAAAUAGCUAUCCUAAAAUUUGGUGUAGAUAUCAUGUAAUUCUUGUUUCUAUUCCAAUUUCAUUUGUUUUAUUAAAAUUGUUACAAACUGUAUAACUAUAUAUACAGGGUAGUGAAUCGUCAAACGGGCCAUAGGCAAUUCAAUGGGAAAUUCUAAAUUGUUAAAUUUUUGCUUUCCUAAUUAUUUUACACAAAAAGUCAUUACUUACUAUUUGUAUAUUACUAAAAUAUGUAUAUAUCGAAAACAAAUGUUGAAGUUGUUUUUAAAAUUAAACGUAUAACAAAAUUUUGCAAAAAUAAAAUACAUUUCUUAGACCACCCCUAAAAGUCAGGCCACACGCAAUAAAAGAAUUUGUAUUACAUGUUGCGUUUUGUUCAAAUUAAAAAUAUUGACGUCAAUAAAUUCUUGUACCACUUAAACAAAUCACAAAACAUUCUGGGACCUAGUGUAAUCAUACAUAAUUCGUAUUUUUCGUAUUUUUUAUUUUUAAACACUCAAAUCACUUUGAAUUUCCUGCAACUCCUAUUUGUGUUCCAAUAUUUUUGAUAUAAAAAACAAAAAACCUAUUUUUCUAUAACAAAAAACCUUUAACCAAAAAAAAACAACAUCUAAUUUGGUGAAAACUUAAGCAAAUUAAAAAAAAAACUAUAUUUAGUUUCAUGGAAUUUUGAGGUUGUGUGUCAACAUUUAGUGCUAAAAUUUGGUGAACCAUGCUCUUGCUCUGUAUAUUAAUAAAAGUGUAAUGUAGUGUUAUAUAUGGAGGCCUAGAUCAGCCUAGACGUAGAAGAAAACAAACACAAGAUUUGGUUAAAGAAGAAAUAAAAAGUUACAUCAUCUCAGACGUAUAAUAAAAUAGACGCUAAGUAUAUAAAAUACUUAGAUAAUACAGGGAUAGUACAGGGAAAGAUAAGUGGAUGAAAAAGUAUUAGAGAAGGAGGGUGUCAAUGUUGAAAAUUUUAAAGACUCAUCAUAAUAAUUGUCGUUUGUUUGUACUAAGUUAAAAUGAAGCAGGGUUUUUAGAGAAUACCUAUUUUAUCCUGUUUGAUAUAGACUUUAACAAAUGAUUUAGAUCUAUUAGAAGCAAUUUUAAGAAGCCAAACAACUACUUUCAACAUUUUUAGGAUAGUUAUUUUCUACUGAUGUUACGUGUUUAGAUUGUUUUUAAAUUAUUUAUAUUAUAUUAUUAUUUAUAUUUACAAUAAACAUAUUCUCUGAA